CGUCGUUGUCCGUUGGGUUGAAGAAAAACUUGUGGCAAGGUUACGUUCUGAGUAUGGCGAAUUUGUAGUGCAUGAAUUCAUUUCUUAAUGUUUAUCAUUACCAUUCAGUAAGAAAUGGAUGUUGCCGACAGCCCUGAUGUUUUGGAAGAGGUGGAAGCUCUAUUCAAGAAGCUUCAGCACCUCCCUGAAAGCAUCCGUCAAAAGGCUCUUAGUUGUAUCCAGAAGAAGCUGCCUGAUUCAAAACUUCCUCAAAAUGCAGAUGAAACUAUCUCCAAGCGGCCUGGCCCUAAAUCCAAAAGGGGGGAGACUCCAAAAAAAAAUAGUGUAUCAAAUUCAAAGUCAGAGCAGAUUAUAUCUCAUGAUACAUCUGGAGAGAAUGAAGACAUCUAUGGAGAUGAAGGUGAACUAACAGAUGCUUCUCAAAAUGAAAUUGUUCUGCCACAUGACAGUCCUAGUAAAGGAAAAGUCAGAGGGCUCUCCAGAGUUCGAGUCAAAAGGGAAGCAGAAGAAAGUAAAAAUCCUAUCAUUGAUGAAGGAACACCAGUGGUGCUGUUGGAAGAUGUAAAGACACUUCAUGGACGCAGAACAAAGCGCAUUAAUGCUGCUAAUUUGAUCAGAGGCCUUAGAAAGCCAAGGGCUCAGCAAUCAUCUCCCAAAGGAAUUGUGAAUGACACCAAAUCCAGAGAUGUUGUGAUUGAAGGAUUAUCACCUCUCAGUGCUCGUAAAAACAUUCCUGUACCAUCUGAUGUUGCUGAAUCUGCAGAAAUACUUGCAAGCUUAUCAAAUGAAAUAUCUCAAAAGGAUUUGAGCCAGGCAAUAACUGUGAAUGUUAAUUUAGAUCAGUCUGAGUGCUUGAAAGAUAAGACAAAUAGUCAAGAGAGUGAAGAUUUGUCUAAUGCUGGAAUUGUGUCUACUGAUGGCGAAACAACAGUCAUAAAUGUUAAAAUUGAAUCAGAUACUGCCACUGAUGAAGUCACGUAUGAGGAUGAAUUAAUUGAUGAUGAAAUAUAUGAUCCUCUUGCUACUGAGGAGGAGGAGGAGGAGGAUGACCCUGAUAUUGAUAAAGAAGAAUAUGAGUGUCAUUUCUGUGAUUUUAAGACCAAAACAAAGUUUUCCCUAACUUUGCAUGUCAAGAAGCACAAAGAAAAUAUUCCAAAGGGAUCUUCUAAAUCUUCCAAGCCUGGAUCAAAAUCAACAUUUCAGUGCACUGAAUGUAAUAAAACAUUCAGCCAAGCAUGUGGAUUACAACUUCAUAUAAAGAGACAUCGCAAUGAAAGGGAUUUUGCUUGUCCACACUGUGACUAUAAGGCGUACACAAAAGUUGAUUUAACGCGUCAUCAAACUAUUCACACGGGGGAAAAGAAUAAAAUCUGCGAAUUUUGUGGGAAAGCAUUUGCAAAAGAUUCCACCCUUCGUGACCAUGUCAAAGCAAUACAUGAGAGGAAUACUAAACAUGAAUGUGAUAUUUGUGGUUUUGUUACACAUCGCCCUAACAAUUUACGUGUUCACAUACGUAUGCGCCAUCAUGGGGAAUAUAACAAUCAUGUUUGUCCAGUUUGUGGUGCCAGUGUGAAACAGAAGAAUGCUUUCUUAGAACACAUGCGUUCUCAUACUGGUGAAAGACCGUACAAGUGUGAGGAGUGCACAGCAUCAUUUGCCUGCCUUGCAAGGCUGAAUGUUCAUCGAAAUGCAGUUCAUGGAGAGCGUCUAUUUAAGUGUGGAGACUGUGACAAAAGUUUUCAAACGAAGCAUCAUCUUUUAAGACAUCACGCUAUCCAUACAAAAGAACGCCCUUAUGCUUGUCCAUUCUGUUCUUUUGCUUGCAACACGCAAGGAAAUAUUGCAAAGCAUGUGCGGUCCAUUCACAACUGUCCUGAUUUUUCCUACAGAAAGUAUAAAAUCAUGCAAGAAAAUGGAGGUCAGCCUCGUCAAGUUGAUCCAGAAUGGGUAAGGAAAGGUGAGCAAGUCACCAAAGAGUACCUAAAUAAUUUGUCUGAAAAACUUGGUCGUCCUAUCACCCUAGAUGAAUUAUGGGAUAAGGAAAAAGAGUUGCAGAAGAAAAAGGAAGAACAAGAGAAAACUCGUCAGGCACUUAAAGAUCAGAAAGCAGCAAAAGCAGAAGCUGCUGGAACUGCUUACAUGUCCAAAUCAAAAAAACGAGGCAACAGGAAGGGCAAACAAGGCAACAGAGAUGGAUCUCAGGAUGAUGCAGAUGAUCCAGCAUCAAUCUUGAUCUCAGAUGUUGAUACAGAUGGUGAAGGAAUACAGUCAUCUGACUUGCCGUUCUACAAGCUAGUCUCUCAGGCUGGUAACAUUCAGCUCUGUCUAGAAACUGAUGAAGUACAGGUUUACACAGGGGAUGCCACAAGGGAGUUAUCUCUUCUUCAAAUGAAGAAUGACGAAAACUUAACUACCAGUGAUGAAAUCCAGACGAUUCAGGGCUAUAUGAAUGAGCAUGGACAAUUUGUUCGUCUUGAUGAAGGCUCUGAAGUGAAUGAAGACAGUUCUACUGUUGUUGUUAUCAUUGACUCUGAACUGAAUGAAGGCUUGACUCCUGAAGUGGCCGAUGUUAUGGAAGUUUCAUGUGAAGAGGAUGCCCAGAUAGGGUCAAAUAAAAGAAGUAUAGAAUGUGAUGUUCCAAUGCAAGACAGUAAACGGAAAAAGUCCGUGAUCAGAAUAAUAAAGCAAGAAAUAACUGAUGAUUGAACACAGAUGUAUGAUUGUAAGGCUACUUUACCUAGUUGUUUGUACCUCAUUCCAAAAUACUUCGCAUAUGGUACAUGUACUAUCUUCUUCAUUUAAUGCAAGUGUAAGAAUCAGGCAACUUUAUAUGCAAGUUAGCAAAUGCACGAUCACCAUCGGUUUUGUAAUCAAGUUUUGGUUUUGUUUUACCCCUCAUUUUAUUGUAGAUUGUACAAUUUAAUUAGUUAUAAUUUGUAGCAAUGUCAGUUAUUUGGUUUUGAGGUUGUAGUUUAGAGGGUGUACUCUGCAUUUUUCAGCUCUGGGUGCGUAGCAUGAAAAGAUGCAGAAAAAAGUACACUGUUUUAUCAACAUUUUGAAGUUUUUAAUGUCCUUUUACAAAAAACAAAAAAAAAGGAUAAGAAUUCUGAAUCCCCUUGACAAUGUAAGGGACUUAUGUUUUGGUCAUAAGAGGUAGUGUGCAAAAUCAUAGUUGAUCUAUUACUUUGAUUCAUUUUAUUUGCUAUGUGAAAUAAAAUAAUGAAGUGUU
Molecule: messenger RNA, 3229 nt
Organism: Frankliniella occidentalis (western flower thrips)
Lineage: Eukaryota; Metazoa; Arthropoda; Insecta; Thysanoptera; Thripidae
Product: RE1-silencing transcription factor A
Exons: 12
Coding region: 115-2706 (863 amino acids)
Biological process (GO): regulation of transcription by RNA polymerase II
Cellular component (GO): nucleus
Molecular function (GO): DNA-binding transcription factor activity, RNA polymerase II-specific; RNA polymerase II transcription regulatory region sequence-specific DNA binding
Source: RefSeq, a predicted model, not a curated record